CUUGUGAUUGUACAUAAUAAGUGUGCGGUACUCUUAGAUAUAAAACAUGAUAAAUGUGUAAUUUUAUUUUAAUGACUUGGAUCUUAUUAAUUUAGUAUGUAGUUUAGUAUAUAUAUAUAUAUAUAUAUUGUCGUAUUAAUGUUAAGUGUAUGCGAGUGAUUGUGAUGAAUAAGAAGUGGGAGGAUGUCCAAAGUCAAGCAUCAUUUAGCUUUCGGUAUUCUUAGAUCUUUGCUGCACGUGGUAUAAGUAGAGUCAGUUGAUAAAUUAGUGAUUUUAUAUUUUUAUUAUUUUUAAAUUUUAUACAAUUUAUCUAAUAGGUUUUAAUUACUGGUGGGAAAAUAAAUAGAUAUUUAUUUAUAUUUUUAAUUGUAAGAAGAAAAAAAUAUGACAUUUUUUGUGAAAUGUUGAUUUGAAAUAAUAUGAGAGAUAAAUGAUAACGCGGUUGUAGUGAAAUUUUUUGUAAUUAAAAUUAUCUAAUUUAAUAUUUACGAGAUUAUUGUUUACUUAGUAUUAAUUGAGCCAAAGAAAAUUUACUAGUAUUAGUACAUUAGAUAUUAAACACAUGCAAUAAAAAAAACACGACGGAUUUGUAACAAGGUUUUAACUAAAACUGCGUGAGGAGAUCUAAAUAAAUAUAAUUACACAUCUGUGAUUAUAUUAAUUAAUUAUUAUAAUAUUGCUUCAUUGACGUUUUCAUCGAGAUAUUGUUGUGAUAUAAUAAAAAAUGACGGCUGCAGAAACUACCAAAGCUGAAGAAGGUGAACCCCGAGCAAAAAUAGAAACAUUUGAUGACAUAUUGCCUUAUGUCGGUGAAGCUGGUCGUUAUCAGCUGAUUUUAUUUAUUAUAUUAUUACCCUUCACGUUUGUUUAUGCAUUUCUCUACUUCACACAAUUUUUCCUGACACUGGUUCCUAAUGAACACUGGUGCACUGUUCCAGAACUCAAUGGCUGGAAUUUAACUGAUGCACAAAAAAUAAGUUUAUCAAUUCCAUCGGCGAGCGAUGUAAUUGAAGCUCAAUCCGAGGGUACGACUCAUUUUUCGAGAUGUCAUAUGUACGCUGUAAAUUUUACGGAAAUAUUAAAUGCUGGUAUAAGAGAAGCUGAUCCUUCAUGGCCUACUAAACCAUGUCAGCAUGGGUGGAGUUUCAAUUAUACUGCGGUACCAUAUGCAUCGAUUGCCGCCGAACUCGAGUGGGUUUGUGACAAAAAUUAUUUAUCCUCAGCAGCACAAUCCGCUUUUUUCAUAGGCAGUAUAAUUGGAGGUUUCAUAUUUGGUUACAUUGCUGAUCACUAUGGAAGAAUACCGGCAUUAGUAUCGUGUAAUGCUGUGGGAUUCUUCGCGUCAGUGGCCACCGCAUUUUGUGAUAAUUUUUGGACUUUUGCGUUGGCACGUCUAGUCGUCGGAUCAUCAUUUGACAACUGCUUUAAUAUACUUUUCAUAAUAACUAUUGAGUAUGUCGGACCAAAGUAUCGUACGUUAGUGGCAAAUAUGUCAUUUGGUAUAUACUUUGCUGCUGCUGCGAGUUUAUUACCGUGGAUUGCUUAUUGGAUAGCCGAUUGGCGUAUGCUCAGUUGGGUAACAGCAUUACCAUUGAUUACCGCAUUCCUCGGGCCUUGGAUUGCACCUGAAAGCGCUCGAUGGUAUUUGAUGGCUGGCAAAGUUGACAAAGCCAUUGAGAUGCUCAAAAAAUUCGAGAAGGUCAAUGGGAAAACUGUCAAGCCAGAGAUUUAUGAUGAAUUUGAAAAAAGUUGCAGGGCUAUGGUUGAAAAAGACAAGAAAUUAAACAACUAUACUGUACUUGAUUUGUUCAGUAAGCCAAGAUUAGCUCGUAUUACUGUUGUACUUGUCAUUUAUUGGUUGUUAAUAAUUUUGACAUUUGAUGGACACGUCUGGAAUAUGAAAUUACUUCAUCCCGAUGUAUUUACAUCAUUUUCCUUAGCAGCACUGACAGAACUACCCGCUGCAAUAUUACUAGCAUUAUUCCUGGACAAAUGGGGACGUAGAUGGAUGGGUUUUGCAUCAAUGCUCAUUUGCGGAAUAUUCUCGUUCAUCGCGCUAGCAACGCCCGAGGGUUCCAUUACCGUCGCCAUGGCGAUUCUAGCUCGUCUGGGUGUCAAUGUUGCUGCUAAUAUAGGCUUCCAGUAUGCCGCCGAAAUGCUGCCGACUGUCGUCAGAGCUCAGGGAGUUUCUCUUAUUCAUAUAAUUGGUUACUUUGCUCACAUAAUUGGACCCUAUGUCAUUUACUUGGCUGAUGUUAAAAAGGAACUGCCAUUAAUUUGUCUGGGAUUGAUAGCAAUAAUAGACGCGUUUCUUACAUUAACCUUGCCAGAGACAUUAGAUCAAGAAUUACCGGAAACGCUUCAAGAAGGUAAUGACUUUGGUAAGGAACAAAGUUGCUGGUGGGUUCCUUGUUUAUCAACAUCUCAUGAAAAGAAGAAAAAAUACCGAAGAAAGGUGGGAGCUGUCAACGCCGGUUAUAAUCCAGGAAGUCUUACAAAAAUAGACUCCACUAGAUUAUAACAAUUGUAAUUAAUUAGUAAUUAAAAAUAUUAUUUAAAAACACUUGUAAAAAAAAAUAUUUAAUUAAUGCAAACAUUUUUUUUCGGCACAGAAAAUUUAUUUCGUUAAUUUAGCUGAUACUUUUUGGUUACUUUUUUUAUUGUUUAUGUUCUUUAAUUAAUCAUUAGUGUACUAAUGAACUAUAAUUUAAUUAGUAAUAGAUUAAAAAAUAACAAUCAAAUACUUUUUUCACUUGAAAUUAUUCGCGUACUU
Microplitis mediator is the source of this 2773-nucleotide messenger RNA. Its product is annotated as carcinine transporter-like. The coding region runs from base 725 to 2521 and encodes 598 amino acids. Gene Ontology annotation, biological process: transmembrane transport. The transcript is spliced from 8 exons. Gene Ontology annotation, molecular function: transmembrane transporter activity. Gene Ontology annotation, cellular component: membrane. NCBI's taxonomy places the organism in Eukaryota, Metazoa, Arthropoda, Insecta, Hymenoptera, Braconidae. The record is from RefSeq and is a predicted model, not a curated record.